Molecule: messenger RNA, 6354 nt
Organism: Gavia stellata (red-throated loon)
Lineage: Eukaryota; Metazoa; Chordata; Aves; Gaviiformes; Gaviidae
Gene: DENND4C
Product: DENN domain containing 4C
Exons: 32
Coding region: 1-5853 (1950 amino acids)
Biological process (GO): regulation of Rab protein signal transduction
Cellular component (GO): cytoplasmic vesicle
Molecular function (GO): protein binding
Source: RefSeq, a predicted model, not a curated record
AUGAUAGAAGACAAAGGUCCUCGAGUGGCUGACUAUUUUGUAGUGGCAGGGCUCACUGAUACAGAUACUGCAACCCUCCUAGACCAAGAAAUAAGCCGACAUGAAACAAAGUCAACUGGUCCAAAGGCUCCAAUUACUGAUAUUGCUGUGAUAAUUAAAUCAGCUGGUGAAACUGUCCCAGAGGGAUAUACCUGUGUUGAAGCCACCCCCACCGCCCUUCAAGCCAACUUAAACUAUGGAAGUCUAAAGAGUCCUGAACUUUUUCUUUGCUACAAGAGAGGCCGGGACAAACCACCUCUUACUGACAUCGGAGUUCUAUAUGAAGGGAAGGAACGCAUCAUUUCAGGCUGUGAGGUGAUUCAAGCUACUCCUUAUGGUCGUUGUGCUAAUGUUAACAACAGUUCAGCUUCUUCUCAACGGAUCUUUAUCACAUAUCGAAGGGCUCCUCCAGUACGACCUCAAAAUUCAUUGGCAGUGACAGAUAUCUGUGUUAUUGUUACCAGCAAAGGAGAAACCCCUCCUCAUACAUUCUGCAAAGUUGAUAAGAAUUUAAAUUGUGGUAUGUGGGGUUCCAGUGUAUACCUUUGUUACAAGAAGUCUGUGCCAGCAUCUAACUCUUUAGCGUAUAAAGCUGGCUUAAUUUUCAGAUAUCCCCAAGAGAACUAUGAGUCAUUCCCACUGUCAGAUUCUGUACCUCUCUUCUGCCUUCCUAUGGGAGCUACUAUUGAGUGCUGGGACCCUCAGACCAAAUAUCCACUACCAGUGUUCUCAACAUUUGUACUGACCUGCUCUUCUGCAGAAAAGGUUUAUGGUGCUGCUAUUCAGUUUUAUGAGCCUUAUCCCCGGGAGCUGCUAACAGAAAAACAACAAUUGCAGCUGGGUCUCCUGACAGCUGUAGAGAGGAAAGUGGUUACUUCCAAGUCCAUCAAUUCCAACAAAUGCAUCUGCCUUCUGUCACACUGGCCUUUCUUUGAAGCAUUUCGAAAAUUUCUUAUGUUCAUCUACAAACUCUCUGUCUCUGGACCUCAUCCCCUUCCCAUUGAGAAGCACAUAUCCCAUUUUAUGCACAAUAUACCUUUCCCUUCACCACAAAGGCCAAGAAUUCUUGUGCAGCUUUCUGCCCAUGAUGCAUUAAUACUGUCUCAGCCAGUUUCUACACCAUUGCCAUUAAGUGGAGCAAACUUUAGCACUCUGCUCAUGAAUCUUGGACCGGAAAACUGUGCCACUCUGUUACUCUUUGUAUUGCUAGAAGGCAAGAUCCUCCUCCAUUCUCUUAGACCAGCUGUGUUGACAGGAGUUGCUGAAGCUGUAGCAGCUAUGAUAUUUCCAUUUCAGUGGCAAUGUCCAUAUAUCCCUCUCUGUCCUUUGUCUCUGGCCGCUGUACUCAGUGCACCUGUUCCAUUUAUUGUUGGAGUUGAUUCACGAUACUUUGAUCUGUACGAUCCACCACAGGAUAUUGUGUGCAUUGACUUAGACACAAACAUGGUGUACAUAUCAGAUGAUAAGAAGAGCACCAACUGGAAGCAGUUUCCUAAGAAGCCAUGUAAAAGUUUGCUCAGUACCUUGAAGAAACUGCACCCGCAGCUGGCAGCAGUUCACAGGAAAACUCAAGAAGGCUCUGCAGUGGAGAUGACUCCUAUUGAGGCAGAUUUCUCCUGGCAGAAGAAGAUGACAGAACUUGAGAUGGAGAUCCAGGAAGCUUUUCUCCGAUUCAUGGCAUCUAUUUUAAAGGGUUACAGAACAUUCCUCAAGCCAAUCACGCAGGCGCCUUCAAAUAAAGCAACUGCUGCUGAUUCCUUGUUUGAUCAUCAAGGAUUUUUAAAAAGCAGAGACCGGGCCUAUGCAAAGUUCUACACGCAUCUCACCAAAACGCAGAUAUUCAGCCGCUUUAUUGAAGAGUGCAGUUUUGUGAGUGACAAGGAUACUGGCUUGGCGUUUUUUGAUGACUGCAUAGAAAAGCUCUUUCCGGAUAAAGGAACAGAAAAAGGAGAGAAGGUUGAUGUAGAUUCUGUUGAAGAUGCACGGUUGAUUGAGCUUGAUGAGUCACAAAAAAGUGAACACACAGUGUUCAUAAUGCCACCAGAACCUCCCACUGAUGACGGACAGGACCGAGUGCCAAAAUACAGCUAUAAAAACUUCCCACGACUAGAUUUCAAGCUCUUUGACAGGCCACAAGAGCUCAAGCUCUCCUUCAGCAGACACCCAGCUGGAAGCAGCAUUUCGAAUAGUCCAGCACUCAUGGCAAAGAGGACAAAACAGGAGAUAAAAACAGCCCAUAAAUUAGCCAAGAAGUUUUAUGUAAGCCCCCCACAGUGGGCUAAGUGUCUCUUCAGUCAUAGUUACAGUCUAUGGUUUAUUUGUCUGCCAGCCUACAUCAGAGUUGCACAUCCCAAAGUCAAAGCACUGCAGCGGGCAUACGAUGUUCUAAUUAAAAUGAGGAAAACUGAUGUGGAACCACUAGACGAGGUCUGCUACAGAGUUGUAAUGCAGCUUUGUGGACUGUGGGGUCAGCCUGUUCAGGCUGUGAGAGUCCUCUUUGAAAUGAAAAAUGCUGGAAUACAACCAAAUGCCAUCACCUAUGGUUAUUACAAUAAGGCGGUUUUAGAGUCUCCUUGGCCUAGCAGUAACCGCAGUGGCAUAUUCCUGUGGACAAAGGUACGAAAUGUAGUUCGUGGCACAGCACAAUUUAGGCAGUGCUUAAAGAAAUCAACGCAGAGCCCACGAGUACCUGUGAUAUCAGCUCUGCGGAGUACCACGGGUGGAAGUGAUGGGGACAUGGUGAGCCACGGUAGCGUGGAUAGUUCUAACGAUGCUAACAGUGGGGAGCACGCUCUCUUCGUCAGUGACUUAGUCAGGCUUGAUUCCAUUGAUAAUCACUCUAGCACAGGUGGUCAGUCAGACCACGGCUACGGAUCCAAGGAUGAACUUUUACGAGAUGAUGGGGAUAGUCUUCAUGCAACUGAAACACAAGUAGAGAAAGAUAUUUCUUCUAAAGCUGAAGACCUAAUAGGAGAGGUUUGUACUGAGAAAUCUGAUGAAAAGCAACGUCUGAAUAUAGAAACUCCUAGUCCAACAGACCCACCUGCUUGGGGUAACAGUAUUGUGAAAGUUCCAUCUGGCAUUUUUGACAGCAGUGGAAGGAAAAGCAAAACUGGUUCGAGCCCACUGUUCAUAACUCAGGAUUCAGCUGAAGAUGUAGUCUUUGAUGUUUCUCCUAAGAAAACAAGUGAAAAAGGACAGAAGAGGCAGAAACUGUUUUCAGAGAGAAGCUGCAGUUUCAGCAGUGAAAGCAGAGCAGGAAUGCUGCUGAAAAAAGGCAGCUUGGACUUGCAUUCUAAAGAAAUAGCAAUAAUGAUGGGAGCAGAUGCCAAGAUCCUAACAGCAGCUUUAUCUGGGGCCAAAACUACACCCUGUCAUAUAAAUAAAUCCCAUAGCUUUGAAAGUAUCACUGACCAGCAGGUUUCUGGCGUAAGUGGCACUUGGAGUUGUGUGACUGAGUGUGAUUGGGAAUUGGAGCACAGGUCUUCACCAGUGCUGGAAGAGCCUGGGGAAGGGCAGGAGCAACUUGAGAAUGGAAGAGAUGAAAACAUGACCACAGUGGAAGACAUGAACCUUGAACAGUCAGCUGAGUCCAAAAACCAGAAGUCAGAAUCCAAAGAUGCAGCUACUAAAAGGAAUAGUUUUUAUGGAGUGGUUAAGCCUAUUGAAAGGGAAGAUGUUGAAGUAGGCUUGGACCCUUUAUCUUUGCUGGCUACUGACAGCAUGCAACCAAGGCAUCCAGAACCUGAGGAAAAGUUGGUGUCACCAGUUGCAGCACGCAAUUUGGCAGAUGAAAUAGAGAGCUAUAUGAAUCUGAAGAACCCCCUGGGUAGUAAGUUUCCCAGCAUGGAACUGCACAAGCCAGACAGGGAAGCAGAAGCCUCUGGUACCCUUGGCCACUCCCAAGAAAGGAGGUCAAGCCUGCCUUUGGAUCCCAUCCUGCCAUCCCCCAAGUCUUACGAAAACAGGAGAAGUCCUUCUGUCUCCAGAUCCAAAACAUUCACUGGACGACCAAAGCAACAAACCCAUCCACGAGUUCAAAAGGAGCGGUCUUCAUCUUUGACAGGACUGGGUUGUUCUUCUCCACAUGGCUCGUUAGGAUCUGUUGUAACAACUUUAUCCAAUCUGAAGUUAGACAAUAUACUGUCUGGACCAAAAAUGGAUGUUCUGAAGUCAGGCAUGAAGCAGGCUGCCAACGUGGCCAGUAAGAUGUGGGGAGUUGUAACUUCAGCAUAUAGUUACUCAGAUGAUGAGGAAGAAAACAAUCGACCAGACUUUAACUUCCCUGCUGGUUUUGAAGAUAAUAUUUUAGGAGAUAAUCUGUCAUCAAGAACUGGAGUCCCAGGGCUAAUUACAAAUGAGCUUGCACAAAGCACUACUAGUCUUGGCAGUAGCAGUAGCAGUGGAGAUGCAGGAAGACAGCAUUACAGUGCAGGUGAAGUUUCAUUCCCAAGAGGUAUGAAAGUUGCAGAUUCUGAGAAGUCUGAGCAUAGCUCUUCACAUAAUACUAGUUUAUCCAGCAUUUUCCAGAACUAUGCAAUGGAGGUAUUGAUGUCAAGCUGUUCUCAAUGUAGAGCUUGUGGUGCUUUGGUUUAUGAUGAAGAAAUUAUGGCUGGAUGGACAGCAGAUGAUUCAAACUUGAACACUACCUGCCCUUUCUGUAAAAGUACCUUCCUGCCUUUACUUAAUGUUGAAUUUAAAGAUCUGCGUGGAUCUGCAAGCUUUUUCCUGAAGCAAAGUACCUCAGGAGAUAGUUUACGGAGUGGUACCCUUCCAUUAACCAUGGAUCCCCUGGAGCAGAAACUGUUGUCCAGUCCAGCUGUUGUUGACUUGAUCAGUUUUUCAGAUCACCCACAGUCCAGCCACACCAUAGCUGAAGAAACUAGCCCUGCAGCUGAGCAGAGUGAUAUGGCAGAAGAACAGAGUAAAGAUCCCAGAACCAUGAAGACAUCUGCCAAUAAUCCACCAAAAAGGGGAGUGUCCUUGACUCGGAGCCACAGUGUUGGAGGUCCACUGCAAAACAUUGAUCUUUCCCAGAGACCAUCUCAUGGUAUUUCAACAGUUAGUCUUCCAAAUAGUUUGCAAGAAGUUGUGGAUCCUUUAAUAAAAAGACCUAACCCUCUCCCUGUAUCUGUACCCUACUUGAGCCCUUUGGUACUGCGUAAGGAGCUUGAAUCACUGUUGGAAAAUGAGGGAGAGCAAGUAAUUCAUACAUCCAAAUUCAUCAAUCAACACCCCAUAAUUUUCUGGAACCUAGUUUGGUAUUUCCAACGGUUGGAUCUACCUAGCAACUUACCUGGACUCAUUCUAACAUCUGAACACUGUAAUGAUGGAGUGCAGCUUCCUUUGACAUCUCUUGCUCAAGAUAGCAAGCUAGUAUGCAUCCAUCUUCUGUGGGACAAUAUCAACCUCCACCAAGAGCCAGGGGAGCCUCUGUAUAUAUCUUGGAGAAAUCUCAAUUCUUCUGAAAAGAGACCUUCCACAGUGGCAGAAGAUCAGCAGGCAACAAACACUUUGUUGGAGAACAUCAAACUAAGUAUUCAACACAAUAACGUUGUUAAACCAAUCAACCUCCUUCUACAGAAAGUUAAGCCAGAUGUGAAACGACAGAGGAGUUUCUAUAGAGAAAUUCUUUUCCUGUCUCUGGUGUCUCUUGGAAGAGAGAACAUUGACAUUGAGGUCUUUGAUAGUGAAUACAGACUUGCACAUAAAAAUCUACCAAAAGAUGUUCUUGAAAAGAUGCAGAAAAUAGAUGCUCCACCAAGCAGCAGGGUUGAGUGUUGUAGGAAGUGCUUUGGAGCACCUUUAAUAUAAAAACGAGGAAGACGCACGCUAAACUUCAGUGAGACAGAAGUAGAGGUGAACAAACCAGGAGCAUGGUGAUAUAUACACUUUGAAUCCCAAAAGGUGAUAAUUGAGCAAUUUGUCAAAGCAAUUUCAUUGAGCUACAACAUAUAUUCUUGUCUUUCAUCUCAUGAAACACAGUGUAAAGUACGUUAAAAUGUUUUAAAACUAUAUUAAUAGGGUGAGUUGGUUUCAGUAAUGAUCUGCUUCUUUUUUCUGUAUAUACUUCUCCUUUUCCUUCCUCAAAUCUUUCCCCCACAAUAUCUAGUUGUUCAAAAAGGUGAUGAUAAACAGCAGCCUAUAGUUGGUGAAUUUCUUAAAGGCCACCAAUAUUUGUGUAUUUUAAUGAAAUACCUUUCCUGCCACAGAAUGCUUAAUUCUUCACUACUUCUUUAAAAUUACCUUUACCUAAAGAGGGAUCUUUUUAUUGGUGUGCAGUAUGUAUGUAUGUAUGAAUGUAAAUAUUUGAGU